Tyto alba (common barn owl) is the source of this 3115-nucleotide messenger RNA. It is a transcript of the gene PROM2, whose product is annotated as prominin 2. The transcript is spliced from 23 exons. Lineage: Eukaryota; Metazoa; Chordata; Aves; Strigiformes; Tytonidae. Gene Ontology annotation, cellular component: cell surface; prominosome; apical plasma membrane. Bases 205 to 2679 code for a protein of 824 amino acids. Gene Ontology annotation, molecular function: cholesterol binding. The record is from RefSeq and is a predicted model, not a curated record.
CCCCGCCAAGCCCAGCCGCCCCGGGGAGCCCGUCGGGGGAACAAGCCACGGCAGCGUCUGGGCUUUGCGCGGCGGCCGACCCGUCAGGCAGGUUUCCCGGAGCAGCGAGCUGAGCCGGAGAGAACCAUCCCGGGACGGGCAUGCUCCUCCGCCUGCUCGCAGGCUGACAGAGCCCCCCCCGGCUCUCUGCUCGCCGCUAAAGCCAUGCGGGUGGCUGGGUUGCUGCUGGCUUGGACGCUGCUGUGUCCCGCCGGCACCCAGCAAUGCCAUCCCGCUGGCCCCGGCGGCGUCCUCCGCUUCACCGACAGGCACGCUGAGAUUCGGGUGCCGGCGCUGCACCGGGUACCCAGCUCGCUCGAUCCCCUCUACAGCCUCAUCCGGCAUUGCCUGGAUCUCAUCCAGCAAAACCCUCUGCCCACAGAGCUGCUCAGGGCAGCCCUGAAUGACCCCGGCUCGGUGCGGACAUCACAGGUGGUGCAGUAUGAGCUGGGCUAUGUCAUCUGUGCUGUGGUGGCCCUGCUCUUCACUGUGGCUGUGCCGGUGGCCGGGAUGUGCUUCUGCUACUGCCGAAGCCGCCGGCGGUGCGGGGGUCGCCUGCGUGCCCACCGGCGCUCGCUGGGCUGCCGCCGCCACUGCCUGUUAGCCUGCCUCACCCUCACCUCCCUCAUCAUCCUGACCAGCGUCAUCUGCGCCUUCGUCACCAGCCAGCGGGUGAAGGGGCAGAUGGAGCCGGGGCUGGGGGCCGUGCCGGUCACCCUGCGCACGCUGCGGCAGCACAUCGCCAACGUCCCCCAGGGGGUGCAGAUGGUGGUAGACCAGUUUGAGGUGCCCCGGCAGCAGAUAAUCUCCGACCUGGGUGGGCUCAGCCGGAGCGUGGGGCUCUCCAUCCACACGCAGCUGAAGGCGAUGACCUACGCGGCGCUGGCAGACCUGCAGGACAGGGCUGGAGACCUACAGACCUCGCUGCACCAUUUACAGAUUCUUGACAAGACGGCGCGGGCGCUGGCGGCGGCGCGGGCCGAGCUGGAGCCGGCGCUGCGGGAACGGCGUCGGCGCGUGGUCGCGCUGCUGGACGACCCGCGCUGCACCUCCUGCGCCAGCGUCCUGGGCAGGGCACAGAGCCUGGAGCUGGGUGCUGACUACAGCAAGGUGCCGUCAGCAGAGAAGGUUUUGAAGGCGCUGGCUGGUCUGCCCCGAAGUGACUUUGCGGAGAUGAUUCGCCAGGGCAAUGGCACUUUCAACUCCAUCCCGGAGCUGGCUGUGGAGAGGAUGGCACAGGUCAUCCAGGAUCUGCGGGACGAGAUGGCCCGUGUGACGGAGAAGGUGCAGUCCAUCGCCGACGGCUUCCCCCUCCCUGACUACACCCAGCCCGUCAGCGAAGCCCUGGUGAAGGCGGAGGACAGGAGCCAGCCGUACCUCCGGGAGGUGGAGCGCUUCGAGCACUACAGGUGGAUUGCGGGCACGGUGCUGUGCUCCAUCAUCCUCCUCAUCCUCGCCUGCAACAUAACAGGGAUGGCCCUGGGGGCGUAUGGGCUCUCCAAGCGGGAGGACCCGAGCGACUAUGAGUGCCGAGGAGAAGCCGGCGCCAAGUUUCUCCUGAUCGGCGUGGGCCUGGCUUUCCUGUUCUCCUGGCUCCUCAUCCUCCUGGUUUUCGCCACUUUCCUGGUUGGGGGCAACAUCCAGACGCUGGUUUGCAGGAAUUGGGUCAACCAGGAGAUUUAUAAGUUCAUCGACACCCCUGGGAACCUUCCUCCAUCCAUGAAUCUCACCCGCCAUCUCAACCUCAGGAGGGACUCCAACCUCAGUGCCAUGUACCGGGAUUGCAAGAGCGGUGCAGGGCUGUGGGAGGUGCUGCAGCUCGAAAGGUCUUACGACCUGGAUGAGCACCUAAAAACCCCCAAGUACACGGCUGAUUUCCAAAAACGCCUGGGCGACUUCACGGCGCGCCUGGGCGACGUGCGGCUCCUCCGCAGCGAGGGCAGGCAGGACCUGGAGACCUUCGCCCGCAGCGGCGUGGACGAGGUGGACUACAGGCGUUUCCAGGAGGAGAUGAAAAACCCCGUGGUGCAGACCAGCCUCCCUGGCUUGGCGAGGAGCCUCGAGGGGCUGCAGAAAAUGCAGAGGAACGGCACGGUGGCAGAGUGGCUGGCCGCUGAGGCCCGGGCCCUGUGGCAGAUGCAAAACUCCACGGUGCAAUCGCAGGAAGCUUUGGUGGCAAAGCUGGGGGAAAGCGUCCAGUUCCUCUCCCGCUUGGCGCCACAUCUCCAGGAACGGGUGAAGACGACACUGGCCACCACGGCCUCAGUGGAAGCCCGGCUGCCUGUGCAAGCCCAGCAGAUCCUCCGGCAGGAGAUCGGCUGCUUCACGAGAAAGGAGCUGCGGUACUUCACGCAGUACCUGAACUGGGUCGGGCAGACGCUGAGGGAGGAUGUGGCUUCGUGCCAGCCGCUCGCCACUGCCCUGGACAACGGGCGGGUGAUUCUGUGCGACCGCAUCGCUGACCCCUGGAAUGCUUUCUGGUUCAGCCUGGGAUGCUGCACCUUCUUCCUCAUCCCCAACAUCAUCUUCGCCAUCAGGCUCACCAAACACUUCCGCCCCAUCCGCAACCGGCUCAUCUCUACAGGUUCAGAGGAGACCUGCCCUUUCCACAUUCCCCGUGUCACGGCACUCAAGCUCUAGGACGGGGGGUCUGCUGGGUGCAGCAUCCUGCCCUGCACCUCAGGAGCUCCCAUCAAACUUGUGCCCAAGCAUUGCAGGGCUCCAUGUCCCUCCGACGUCUCGCAGGACUCUGGAUCCCUCUGACGUUUCUUCCUCGGUCUCCUUCAGGGUCUGAGCUUCCUUCCCAGGAGCGGGGCAUGCGCCUCCAUGCGCCAUGGGGCUCCGGUUCCCUCUGACUUCUCUUCCUCAGCCGCCUUUGGGGUCUGAGCACCCGUCAGGGAAGCUCCUGGAGCCCAGCUGAUCCAGGGCGCAGGGGAAGGUUCCCCGCAGCUCCCGCUAACCGCUGGUACACCCCCCACAGACCCUGCAGGGAAGGACACCCGCCUGCUGCCCCACGAUGCUUCCCCACACUCGGGACCCCCGGGCAAUGGGCAUAUUAAAGUCCUCUCCAGCCAAA